CCAUCCGCAUCCGCAUCCGAAGGCUCCAAAACGUGGCCAGUCGCACCCACCGCGCAACAAGUCUCCGCUAUCCUUCCUGUUCCCCUCCUCUGCUCUCAAUCCCCCCUUCCCUGCCUCCCUCCCCGGCGCUCCACCGGCUUCGUGCUGCCUGCGUUCGCCGCGCGCGGGGGAGCGAUCGAUGGCGUCGGGCGACAGCAAGCCUCGGAGCGAGGAGGAGUGGCGCGCCGUCCUCUCCCCCGAGCAGUUCCGCAUCCUCCGCCUCAAGGGCACCGAGUUGCCCGGAACUGGUGAGUACAACAAGUUCUACGGUGGCGGGGUGUACAACUGCGCUGGCUGCGGAACGCCCCUCUACAAGUCCACCACCAAAUUCGACUCCGGCUGCGGCUGGCCGGCCUUCUUCGAGGGGCUCCCUGGAGCCAUACACAGGACGCCCGAUCCUGAUGGUAGGAGGGUAGAGAUCACAUGUGCAUCUUGUGGUGGGCAUUUGGGCCAUGUGUUCAAGGGAGAGGGCUUCAAGACGCCUACGGACGAGCGCCACUGCGUCAACAGCGUUUCCAUCAAGUUCACUCCUGCCUCCUGAGUCCAGCUCUGAAAGUUAUUUGGAUGAACUUGUCAGGCCAUAAAACUAGUGUGAAAACAAAUAAUGAUUGGGUCUCAGUGUCUGUUCUCACGAAGUUAUGUGGAUGAAUUUCCCUGACCCGAAACUGCGGAAAGCGGGUAAAUAAAACAUGGGGUCUUGCAA
Hordeum vulgare subsp. vulgare (domesticated barley) is the source of this 742-nucleotide messenger RNA. RefSeq names its product peptide methionine sulfoxide reductase B5. The transcript is spliced from 3 exons. The record is from RefSeq and is a predicted model, not a curated record. Gene Ontology annotation, biological process: protein repair; response to oxidative stress. Gene Ontology annotation, molecular function: peptide-methionine (R)-S-oxide reductase activity. Lineage: Eukaryota; Viridiplantae; Streptophyta; Magnoliopsida; Poales; Poaceae. The coding region runs from base 179 to 580 and encodes 133 amino acids.